Messenger RNA from Colletotrichum destructivum, 528 nucleotides. RefSeq lists its product as uncharacterized. Lineage: Eukaryota; Fungi; Ascomycota; Sordariomycetes; Glomerellales; Glomerellaceae. Bases 1 to 528 code for a protein of 175 amino acids. The record is from RefSeq and is a predicted model, not a curated record. The transcript is spliced from 2 exons.
AUGAGUGAUCAACUUCACGACCGGAUAACCCGAGGCACCCAGACGAGAGGAGUUACACACAGCGAGACGCAUCACUCUAGCCUGUACUGCUGCGCUUCUGUAUACUCUAACUCCGCCACAAGUCUCUUUGAAAUCACAAGGUUAAGGUGUUAUCCGGUUGCGCUGUGUCUCUUCUCGGGCCACCUCCUGUUUUUCGCCGCCACCGCUGUGCUGAGCCUCGCCCCAAUUCAGGCACGGUGGGCAACACCAACCCAAAAGUGCAUCCUCUCAACAUCUCAGGCUAGCCUUCACGAAUGGCCCUGCGGGUCAGAACGGCACAGUUCGAAUUCUGCGAGUAUAUGGGCUCCAUCGGCCGUCCCAGGUGUACAUAAGUCGAAGAGUUUGUCAGACCUCGAUAUUGGCGUCCCCCAGCAUGGCAUAACCACUUUUCCAAGCAUCCGUGAUGAUUCUCGAUCACUGGGUGACCAUCCAUGCGCAGUCCUAGUCAGGAGGUUAAGGCCAAAGCCGUCUGGAUACUGCCGACUAUAG